Molecule: messenger RNA, 1891 nt
Organism: Theobroma cacao (cacao)
Lineage: Eukaryota; Viridiplantae; Streptophyta; Magnoliopsida; Malvales; Malvaceae
Product: putative glycosyltransferase At5g20260
Molecular function (GO): glycosyltransferase activity
Source: RefSeq, a predicted model, not a curated record
CUUAAUCAUAUAUGAUGUUUGGUUUGGAAAAAAAUGGUAUUUCCAAGACCAUUUGCAUCCCACAAAAUACAAGUGGUGGAAAUAGAAGUGAACGUUUGCAAAGGCAUCGCUCACAAACCAUAAACAAGCUUUAUGUUUGAUAUCCCAUAUGCUUUCUACUCUUACUCUCAUUCAAAUACUCUAUAGAGGACUGAGAGGCGAUGGCAGAAGUUGGCUGCCACAUUCAUUUUCUGCUAUUGCCAGCUUCGCUUCUCUCUUUACUUGUUAUCUUCAUUUUAUCUCCUUUGAACCAAAGCAACUUUACCAUCUCCUUCUCCACUUUCACUCCUAAUUGCCGUACUAAAACCAAUCAAGAAGUCCCACAAGUGUCUCCCUUAACGGCUCCACUGUCAUCAGCUGCUUCACCGCUUGCACCAGCAGCUCCGCUGCUAUCCCUUAAUGGUACUACUACUGGUGAGGAUGUCGUUUCAAGGCCUAAGAAAAAAAAGAGCAGUUUAGAGAGAGUUGAAGAUGGUUUGACCAAAGCACGAGAGGCUAUACGUGAAGCAAUUCGUUCACAAAACUAUACAUCAUACAAGGAGGAAACUUACAUUCCCAGAGGAACCAUUUACAGAAAUCCAUACGCUUUUCAUCAGAGUCACAUUGAAAUGGAGAAGAGAUUCAAGGUCUGGGUCUAUAGGGAAGGAGAGCCACCCUUAGUCCAUGGCGGGCCGGUGAACAACAUCUACGGCAUUGAGGGGCAGUUCAUCGAGGAGAUGGAGAGUGAGAAGAACCACUUCUUGGCUCGCCAUCCUGACGAGGCGCAUGCAUUCUUGAUCCCAGUGAGUGUGGCCAAAAUCAUCAAACUCCUCUACAUGCCUCUCAUCACCUACUCUCGUGAUCAGCUACAACGGGUGGUGACCGAUUAUGUUGGCGUCAUAGCCGACAAGUACCCUUAUUGGAAUAGAAGCAAUGGAGCUGACCAUUUCUUGGUUUCUUGUCAUGAUUGGGCACCGGAUAUUGGAGAUGCCAAUCCAGAACUCUUCAAGAACUUCAUCAGAGUCCUCUGCAACGCCAAUACGUCAGAAAAGUACAGGCCUCAAAGAGAUGUCUCAAUGCCAGAAAUCAUCAUUCCCAAAGGCGAGCUUGGUCCCCCGCUCCUAGACCUGUCCCCAAGGGAACGUUCAAUCCUGGCAUUCUUCGCGGGCGGAGCCCAUGGUUCCAUAAGGAAAGUCUUGUUGGAGCACUGGAAAGACAAGGACAAUGAAGUGCGAGUCCAUGAGUACCUCCCGAGCAACACAGAUUACUUCAAAUUAAUGGGUGAAAGCAAGUUUUGCUUGUGCCCAAGUGGGUACGAGGUGGCCAGUCCAAGAGUGGCCACGGCAAUAUCCGUGGGGUGUGUUCCUGUUAUAAUAUCUGAUUAUUAUGCAUUGCCAUUUAGCGAUGUGCUUGAUUGGAGCAAGUUUUCAGUUUAUAUCCCAUCGAAGAGGAUACCCGAAAUCAAAACUAUCUUGAAAGGGAUAUCAGAUAGGAAGUAUCUGAAAAUGCAGAAGAGAGUGAGGCAAGUUCAAAGGCACUUUGUUUUGAACCGGCCAGCGCUGCCAUUUGAUGUGAUUCACAUGCUGCUUCACUCAGUGUGGUUAAGGAGGCUGAAUUUUAGGCUGCCAACACCUUGAUCCCCAUUGUUCGUAGCUUAGCAAAACCCACAAAAGGCAAAAUUUUCAUACUGCUGUAAAGCUUGUAGGCAGCUCAACUUUUUUUUGUUUUUUUGCUUUAAUUGGUUUGUCAUUAUUACAUGUUAAUUAUAUGAUUGUAUCAUCAACUAAGGUGUGGCUACAUUACUAUAUACUGGUAAAGAAAUUUGAGAGAGACAAAAGAAAAUGAAAUUUCAGUUGCUGUAUUAAAUUGUAUA